Phyllotreta striolata is the source of this 2759-nucleotide messenger RNA. The record is from the annotation of a GenBank genome assembly. NCBI's taxonomy places the organism in Eukaryota, Metazoa, Arthropoda, Insecta, Coleoptera, Chrysomelidae.
AAAAUACCUGGAAUAGAAUAUCUCGGCAACAGAACAAGGCUAUCACAAUUUAAUGUCGUUAUAGUCACUUGGUGUUUGGCUUAGACAUAAGCUAGUCAUAUUUAGAUUCAAGUUAACUAUACUCCAAAAUUUAAUUGAAUCAGUCACAGAUAUUAACAAUAUCAGUGCAAGCCAAUUGUCUCAUAUAGUUAUAGACAGGUAGCUACAAUGAACUAUGGACGUGCUUAGUUUUGCAAUAAACCCUACAAUCGUGAUCUAGUGUCAAAACAGAAGGAGAACAGCAGUGUUACAAAAUUUACGGGAAGAUAGUGCAGUGAAUUUUCUCGAUCGCGACCUAUAAAAUAUCAUAAACAAUCAAAAUUUCCAGUUUCAAUUCAACUGUAGUGUCGACCACCAAUUUCUCCAAUUAAGUCGAUAGCAGCUUCAAGUUGGAUUUCAAGGGCGUCUCUUCUUGUCUGGGGGCCUUGGGAUCAUCCCCUGCCCCCUCGGUCCAUACCACUCCAGAGGAGCUCUCUCACCAGCAGUUUAACAUAUUCCCCGCCAUAUUCAGUAGACAAUUAAACUUUAACACGUGCCCCCAAUCCAAAACGAUGAUGGAUGAACUGAGACCGAACCUCGUCGGGAACUUAUUAGGAGUUAGCGGACUGCUCGACGACCACCACGGACACCUGACUAGCUCUAGUACCAAUAUAGAUAAGACGAGUAGUUCUAGAAAGUGCAAUAGUACCAGUGGCUCAUCGGCGGAGGAUUUCAACGCUCUCUACGGCAGCUUGCCUCAUUCGCACGAGCACCACGGCCACACUCCGGCGCAUACGCCUCCAUCGGGAAGGAUUAUCGCUGACCACAGUGACGGCGCCUUCAAAAAAUUAAAACCGGAACCGCAAUCGGCGCCCAGCGGGACGAACAUCGGAACCGUCUCGCCCAACAGUGGCCCCCAGCACGCCGGCCACACGCCGACGACGGCGUCCUGCCCGACGCCGGCGCGACGGCGGCAUCGUACGACCUUCACUCAGGAGCAGCUGGCGGAAUUGGAGGCGGCCUUCGCCAAAAGCCACUACCCCGACAUUUAUUGCCGGGAAGAGCUGGCUAGAAGUACAAAACUGAACGAAGCUAGAAUUCAGGUAUGGUUUCAAAAUCGACGAGCGAAAUACCGAAAACAGGAAAAGCAGCUCCAGAAAGCAUUGGCUCCGAGUGUGUUGCCCGGUUGCAAUGGCGCCAUGAUGCGGAACAUUUAUCCGGGGGCGGCGCGAGGUUAUCAGCCCUAUCCGCACCCUACAGCCAUCAACAGAUAUCCCCAGGCCUAUCUACCUAAUUAUGCGAAUAUUCAUCGGAAACCGAAAACUGCGCACUUAAGUGAACGGAAUUAGAACCACGACGAAUUUCAUUGAUUAGCAUAAUUUCUUGGUGGCUACGGUGGGUGUGGAAACGCCGACGCCGAAACCGACGCCGCCGUCGUCUGGAUCCCGACGGCAAACAGCCAAAGCCAGAUUUGAACUUCUCCGUCCAACGAUGGGAACGACGCCAUAUCCAACAAUGGCUCAAUCCUUCUCAAUGUCUCAUGGCACAAAUAUGACGUCCGUUGCUGGUAUGAGGCAAGACUCAAUGAGCAUUAGCGCGGAAGACGAAUGGUACAACAAAAGCAUAACCGCCCUGCGAAUGAACUCCACUCACCAUCCGAACGUCGGGGCUCCCAUGCUGCAAUAUCAAACAUAAUGAAAGAAUUAGGACGAGGUUUUCGUUAGCAGAGAGUUGUAAGAAUUUGAUUACAAACAAGAACCAGAGAGAAUUUUAGUUAACUACUUGUAUGUGUACAAUGAAUUUUGUAGAUACUUCUUGGUGAAAGCGACGGAACAGUAACCGCUCUGUUUAUCUAGGCGAUCUACGAAAUCAAAUUUACUUAAGGGAGCUAUAGAUAUAUUUAUUGAACUUCGAAAAUGUAAGUAACGUCCAAGCAAUGUACGUGGUGGCAUGUAUUUGUAAUUGCUCAUGUAUAUUAACGAGAUGUUAAGAAUUGUUAUAAUUGAAAAAAAAUUGAAAAAAAUCAACGUAGACUAAAAAUUAGCAUUUGAAAUAACAAGCGUGUAAACUUUUCUUUUUAAAACGCGUUAUUUUUUUUUAAUUUCUCGUCAUGUUACUUAUUGUUUUUUUAUAUAAAUAAGAAACAUUAUUUAUUGUUUCUACGUCUUAUUUAUUAUUUUUCUACUGUGAUUAUAUUAUGCCCAUUGUCUUUGGCAUAUUGGUAUAUUAGGUAUUAUUAAUAAUAUUUCAAAUAUUAAAUCGAAUGGUGUAAAUAUCCUUAUCAUACAUAUAACACAAUGGGUCGAUAAAAAUAGCUACCUAUUUACCUAUUAAAUUUUAUGUACGAGAAUGAAAAUCAAUAAAGGAUUCAAAAAUAAGGUUAUUAAAAAAUUGAGGGAAAAUGAUUGGUUAUUUCCACAGGAAUUCUUAAAAAUUUAUUUAAAAAUUAUUUUUCAAAAACGUUUUAUGUGUAAAAAAUUUUGGCUCUUUUCAUAAUAAAAUUAUGGUUAUAAAUUGAAAAAUAAAAUACAACUGGCUAUUUUAGGUAUUCUUUCCGUACUCGUACUCUUUAACCAUUUUAAUAAUGUGUAGCAAAACAGUCCGACUAAAAAUUAUAAUUUUACCAUUAAAAUCAAUAUUUUCAUAGAAUCAUCAUUCAUCUUCAUAUUGUAAAUAACAAUCGUUGUAAAUAACCAUGUCACCAACUCGAUUAUACUUUAAACAUAUGAAAGGAAAUUAAG